GCAGUUUGCUUUCCUUUCCUAACAUUUGGCUCCAGGAUGCCCAGAGGUGGGCUGCUGGGGGUUCGCAGGAGUUCAGGAGAACCUCUAUCUAAGAUUCUGUGCAGUUUGGAGAACCCCCAAAUCCCACUCCUGGCUGGCUCCGCUCACCCACCCCAUCUAUUCCAGGAAUCCCCACGCAGCCCUUUUUGGAUGCAGCAUCCCCGAGUUUCAGCUUGAUGGACAGCAUCAUCCACACCACCUCUUCCUCCUCCUCCUCCUCUUCCUCCUCCUCCUCCUCCUCUCUACUGGAGCCCAGGUACUCCCUGCCUGGGUCUGGACCGAGCAGCAUUUCCUUUGCCUGAGCAGCUGUGGAACACCCCCCCACCCCGCCUUCUCUUCUCCUGUCGCCGCCGAUGGCUGGGAAGGGGGACAGCUGGAAACCUCUCCUUCUCUUCAUCCGGGAGAGGCAGCAAAUGCCAGCAAAGUAAGGGAGAUGUCAACAAACCGGAGUGUCAAUGGCUCUUCCUCCCAAGUGCUCGUGGAGGAAAACUCCGUGCGGGACAGCGUAAAGGUUAUCACAGGGGUGAUAUUCAGCUUCAUCUUCUUGGCUGGUGUAACUGGGAAUGGGGUAGUCCUGUGGGUCACCGGGUGGAAGCUGCGAUGGACCUCCAACACUGUCUGGUUCUUCAAUCUGGCCUUAGCCGACUUAGCAUCCACCUCCCUCAUCUUUGUCACGGUACUCAACUUGGCUCUUGACCUACAUUGGCCUUUCGGCUCCGUGGCUUGCAAAGUGGCCAACUGCCUCUUCGGGCUGAGCGUAUGUAGCGGUGUGUUGCUCCUGAGCUCCAUCAGCGUGGAUCGCUGCGUGUUGGUGGUGGCUCCCGUCUGGUGCCAGAACUACCGCACGCCCCGACUCACCUGGGCGGCUUGUGGAUUCCUUUGGCUGCUGUCGUUGGCAUUCUUCGUCCCCAGCUCAUACUUCUUCACCCAGGUCUCCGUGGAUAACAACAACCGGAGCUCUUGCAACAACCUGGACAUCUUUCAGGACUGGCAACAAGCCGAAGUCCUCACCGUUUGCAUUUUCCUCUAUCAGUUCCUCCUUCCUUUGCUGGUGAUCUCCAUUUCCUACACGAUCCUGGUGGUGACCAUGAGCAAGAAGAAGCUGAACAAAUCCAGCAAACCCUUCUUGGUGGUCACCAGGGUGGUCUUCUGUUUUUUCCUCUGUUGGCUCCCUUAUCAUGCUUUGGCUCUGGCCAGGAUCUCGAUGGAUCACGUGCCCGAGAGCAUGCGGCUGGUGGCCAUUCCCCUCUCCAAAUGCCUGGCCUUGUUCAACAGCUGCAUCAACCCCUUGCUUUACGUCUUUGUAGGGCAGGAAUUCCAAGAUGCUGUCAGGAGAUCCUUGCUGCACAUCUUCAAGACCGCUUUUGAGGAAGCGCCCUUGGGCGCCAAUCUCUGAGAGAUGUCAACCAGGAAAGCUGGUCUCUCAGGGUUUCCCUGGCAGAAGAGGGCAUUCUGAAACUAUUAGGAGUGGGAGGGACAGAGAGACCAGGAUUAAAAACAAACAAAAACAAACCAGGACGGAAGUGAAAAGGAUGAGAUAAUUAGCACACCACCUUGGUGCGAUGGAAGCAUAGAAUUGCUGAAUGUGCGUAACCCGGGCCACCUGGGGAACUCUCCAUUUUUGUCCCUCUUUUUCCUUACUAGUGAAUCUGCUCAAACUUCAGUCCCCAUUGAGCUCAGUGGGGUGGGUGGUGGGGGUACACUUCAGUGGAAAAGAUUACCGCCUUACUUAAGCUAGUACAAUUCUGCGUUCGGUGUGCCGUUUAUUGGCUUGACUGCUCCAUUUUUUUCAACUUGCAGCAGCUCGUGGAGAAGCAGUCCUGCUUAUAGGUGUUUGGAUGGUCUCCUUUCCCAAUGUUUUUUGGGUCAGAGACUCCCUUGGAAAGUGGGAUGAGGAUGGGGUGAGAGAGGAACUGGAGCUGUUCCCUACCUCAUCACCAUUUAAAGACUCCAUAAUCCCUUGUGGGUUGGAGUCUGGGCAACUGAAUGGAGCUAGCUGAAUGUUUUAAUGACCGGAUGCCCUUCCUGUCGCCAAUGGAGAGUUUUGUUCAGCAGAUAUAUUCUCAGUGUGCCCAGAGAGAGAAAUAUCUGCCUCUACCUAGGAUCGAACUCACAGCCUCCUGAUUGUGAGGCGAGAGCUUCACCUCUAGGCCACCGCACCAUUCUGCUGAGCAGUUCCCUACCUCCCUGUCUCAAAAAUGUAAAUUAUUGUAAAGCAAAAUCUGCAGGGGGGAAAAAAAUAAUCCUACCGCUUGGUGUAUUUCUGUCAUGGCGGUCAGUAUAGCUGGACCCCUGGUUACCUUUUCUAGAUUACAUCCUAUCCCAGUAUUUCUCAACCAUGGCAACCUGAAGAUGAGUAGACUUCAGCUCCCAGAAUUCCCCAGCCAGCCUUGGAAUUCUGGGAGUUGAAGUCUACUUAUCUUCACGUUGCCAAGGUUGAAAAAUUGUCCAUUCAUCUUCACGUUGCUAAGUUUGAAAAACACGGUCCUAUUCCAUGUAUUCCUCCUUCCUCCCUUUUCAUUUUUCUUAAAAAAGUACAAGUUUUUCAUCAAGUUGAGCCUGGCUUUUGGUGGCAUACAUACAUCAAGGCCAUUUUCUGGGCAUCAGAUGGAAAUGGUUGGCUCCUGCUUUUACUGGAGAAUUGUUGUUGUUUUUUACUUCCCAGUCUAGCUAAUAACCCCGAGAUUCCUAUACAUAAUAGUGCCUCUCAUUCUCAGCCACUGUUAAAAUAUAUGGACCAGGGGUGAAAUCCAGCAGGUUCUGACAGGUUCUGGAGAAACAGUAGCGGAAAUUUUGAGCAGUGCAGAAAACCAGCAAAUAUCACCUCUGGCUGGCCCCAGAGUGGGGUGGGAAUGGGGAUUUUGCAGUAUCCUUCCCCUGCCACGCCUACCAAGCCACACAUUGCCCACCAAGCCACGCCCACAGAACCGGUAGUAAAAAAAAUGGAUUUCACCACUGGUAUGGAUUUCAAUUUCCAGAACUCCUCAAGAAGGUGGACUUCAACUUCCUGAAGUCCCCAGCCAGCUGGGGGAAUUCUGGGAGUUGAAGUCCACAUAUCUUAAUGUUUGCAAACACCAAUUUAGUGUCACACCAGAGCUUUGGAACCGUAGUCAGAACACAAGGAAUUAUUUAAAACAAUUAAAUGGUCCCUUUUAAAAAAAUAUAUAUAUCUAAGUAAUGCAAAGCAUCCCUUUUCUGGGAAUCCUCCCCCAUAGCACCACUUUUUCCUCUUAUGUGCCACAGGAUAAAUUUUCAUUUUUUCAAAGCAUGCCGCAGGGUUUCUGUGUCUGCAGCUAAGGGGACUUUUAAAACUACUUUUAAUCAAUCGCUUGUCAAUUAAAAUAGGGAGCCUUUGUUUUGCACUACUUGAGUAAUCGUUCAGGGGGAAAAAAACAAGCUGUGAGUUAUUUUGAAGAAAGUUCUCUGUCUGAGAUGACGGUCUGUGUCCAUGAUGUUAUUUAAUCAGAAACACAGUUUUGCCUACUAUCAACUUGUUCACCUUCUAAGUUAGCAUUCAGAUAGGGCAGGAGUCAGCAACCCGCAGCUCUGGAGCCGCAUGUGGCUCUUCCAUCCCUCUGCUGCGGCUCCCCGUCGCCGGUCGGCUCCACAAGUGAUAGGGCUUUCGGUUAGGACAGGUAGAGGAAAAAGGACGCCGCGCUAUGAGGAGUCUCUAUGGUGGGGAACUGGACUUCCAGUCAGCUCCAGAAUUGAAUGGGGGUGUUCCGGUUAGGAACUUUGUGGCUCUUUGAGUGUUUAAGGUUGCCGACCCCUGAGCUAGGGUUACAUCCCUGACAUGAUCAACUCUACUUUUAAAUUAAGAAGAUCCUUGCAUCGCUUUCGUCCUUAAAAACUCUUUUGUGUCUUGGUCAUAUUACUUGCAAAAGCUCUCACUGUCCUUGAGAUGUUUUCCGUUUGUAAAGAUCACCAACAAGAAGCACACUGUACCCUGGCUACCAUUAUCCCAUUCUUCAUAAUGUCCCCGGGGGUGAAUAAUAACCACUGAUAAUUAGCUCACUGAAAAGCAAGAGACUGGUCUUUUCUCUAGAAUGGAUAGGACAAUCUCUUCCUUCUGUUUUUAAGUGACCAUCUAGAGACCAUACCCCCAAAGUUAAUUAAACCAACCCUUUUUUUUCUUUGUGCAGAGCAUGGAGUGAGGGAUUGGAGGUGGGGGCGGGGAGGACGUUUUAACCUUUCUCAUUUGCCUCUUGGAGGAAGAAACACUCACUCCAUUAGCAAGGUUUAGGUGGCCUGAUCUUAAGGCUGGAGAAACGAGAUUGGGGAGGUGGAUGUGACCCACCCAACGAAGAGAAAAAUCUCAAGUUUUUGAACAAAAUGGAGCAAUUUUCAUUUGUUUGGAUUUUCAGCUGCGAAGAGAGUUGCUUCUAAGACCAUUUAUGGUCUAGAACAGGGCUCAGCAACCUGCGGCUCUGGAGCCGCAUGUGGCUCUUUCAUCCCUCUGCUGCGGCUCCCUGUUGCUGGUCAGCUCCACAAUUGAGAGGGGUUUUGGUUAGGACAGGUAGAGGAAAAAGGAUGCUGUGCUAAGAGGAGACUCUUAUGAUGAACCAGACUUCUGGUCGGCUCCAGAAUUGAACAGGGGCUUCCAGUUAGGACCUUUGCGGCUCUUUGGAGUGUUUAAGGUUGCCGACCCCUGGUCUAGAAAGAUGGAGAGCCAUCUUUCCAGGGCUUUAAAGAAUAUUUGCUUUCUGGAUGGCUACAGAACUCGCUCUUUCCAUUCGAUUUUUUGGGGGGCUGAUUUUAAAGCGAGACAUAAUCUCUCUUACUUCAGAUCAAGUUUCCUAAGUGGGGGGAACAAAACGGAACUUUUUCCUGUGCGUGUAACUUAAAACCAAAAGCUGGACUGUGCAAGAAAGCAAAUGCCAACUAACCAGCAACCAAACUUGGUGAAUGGGACAGGAUGUCUCAAACAAUGGUCUCGUCUUUCUGGAGCGUUUCAGCAAAAUGUGGCUAGCAUUUCGUAUUUUGCAUCGAGCGGGGAGUCAGGCUAAAAAAACUGCUGUUCUUUGGACCCCAGAUUGAGGAGUGGGGGGCGGGGGGCGGAGUGCAGGGGGAGGCAUAAAACAGAUGCCUGCUGCUUAAGAUAACAAAACUUAAGAGAUGGAGAGCGAAUUGAGAGACAAUCACCCUUCUCCUGCCAUCCUCAAACUCCUACCACGUCUUAUAUCCUACUGUGCUUGGGGACGAAUCAUGUGCCCAUUUAAGAAAAAGAAUGGACACCACUUUUUAAAAGCUUGUGUUUUAUACACCACUUUUAACAGCUGACGUGGCCCAGCAUGUAAAGCUUAGUUAUAAUCGCAAUAUGGCUUAGUGAUGUUGUCUGAAUUCAACCCGUUUGGUUAGCUUACAGCUUUUGACAUUAUCAAGUGCAGAUGUGUUUAGUGACCAGGUUCAGCAUAACCUGCAUGUAAAAUUAAGUCACUUUUUUUGAGGUUGGGGGGGCGGGAUGUCGUCUUGACAUUUUUAUACUUUUCUCAGCCUAGCUGAGAACACUUCAACAUGCCUCAACUUGAAGGUAAGAGUUGAGGGUCAUUUUAUGUGCAUCUCAACCAUCAUCUGAAACAGGGGUGUUUAACCCUGGGAACU
Molecule: messenger RNA, 5640 nt
Organism: Ahaetulla prasina
Lineage: Eukaryota; Metazoa; Chordata; Lepidosauria; Squamata; Colubridae
Product: C3a anaphylatoxin chemotactic receptor-like
Exons: 3
Coding region: 473-1435 (320 amino acids)
Biological process (GO): phospholipase C-activating G protein-coupled receptor signaling pathway; chemotaxis; complement receptor mediated signaling pathway
Cellular component (GO): plasma membrane
Molecular function (GO): complement receptor activity; G protein-coupled receptor activity
Source: RefSeq, a predicted model, not a curated record